Messenger RNA from Dichomitus squalens LYAD-421 SS1, 246 nucleotides. RefSeq lists its product as uncharacterized. NCBI's taxonomy places the organism in Eukaryota, Fungi, Basidiomycota, Agaricomycetes, Polyporales, Polyporaceae. The transcript has a single exon. The annotation marks the transcript as partial. The record is from RefSeq and is a predicted model, not a curated record.
GACUUCGACAUCCUAGCAAUCCAGGAACCGUACAUCGAUCACCUUAAACUAACGCGAGCGAACCCGCGAUGGACGGUAGUAUAUCCGACCGGACACCACGACCAAGCAGACAAAACGCGCUCUAUCCUCCUCAUCAACACUCGCAUCUCAUCCAACGCAUGGCGCCCAAUCGCAGUCCCAUCACCGGACGUCUCCGCAGUUACGAUCAUCUCGCGCGGCCGCAAUGUACAUGUCUUCAACCUCUAC